This is a messenger RNA of Chionomys nivalis (European snow vole), 9719 nucleotides long. RefSeq names its product SLIT and NTRK like family member 3 (gene Slitrk3). Gene Ontology annotation, cellular component: GABA-ergic synapse; postsynaptic density membrane. The transcript has 2 exons. Lineage: Eukaryota; Metazoa; Chordata; Mammalia; Rodentia; Cricetidae. Gene Ontology annotation, biological process: positive regulation of synapse assembly; axonogenesis; regulation of presynapse assembly. The record is from RefSeq and is a predicted model, not a curated record. The coding region runs from base 559 to 3504 and encodes 981 amino acids. Gene Ontology annotation, molecular function: protein binding.
GCAAAGAGCAAAGACACUCGGGAAAGGCAAGGGCUAGCAGCAUCUCCUCCAGUAGACCGAGGCCGCAGGCAGGGAUUGCGCUGUGAGAGACAAUCUUUCAGUGAGACACAGAGAAAGAGAGAAAUCCAGAAAGGAACCCGUGCUCCCGGGCACCGGGGAGCUGGCCACUGAAGGAAGAGCACCAAGAUUUUCGAUCAGGCUAUCCCGGUCCUGGGACGCUCACACAGCCUGCCUGCCAUCUGGGGCAAGGAACGAGAGCUGUGGUCCUAAGCCCUCGGUCUCCAGCAUCACCGCGCUAGGUGCGCGCCCCGCUCUCCCAUCGCUAUGCAGCGACCAUUUCCCUCUAAAUCUCAAAGGUGGACCACUCAAAACGGAUUACAAGCGUGAUUUGGUAGCCUUUCCGAAAGUUGGUGGCCGGAAGAGGGGAAGAUUCUGGGCGACAGAAUGACGGAUACAAUGCAGCCUCGCGGAGAGUUUGCCCCUCCCGCUGGGAAGCCCCUCGGAGCGAACCUCGGAGAUCCUGAGCGCUCUGCACCAUAGUUUUAUAAUCAGCCACAAAUGAUGAAGCCGUCCAUAGCUGAGAUGCUUCACAGAGGGAGGAUGCUGUGGAUAAUUCUUCUAAGCACAAUCGCUCUAGGAUGGACUACUCCAAUCCCCCUGAUUGAGGACUCAGAGGAAAUAGAUGAGCCCUGUUUUGAUCCGUGCUACUGCGAAGUUAAAGAAAGCCUCUUCCACAUACAUUGUGACAGCAAAGGAUUUACAAACAUUAGUCAGAUUACCGAGUUCUGGUCAAGACCCUUUAAACUGUAUCUUCAGAGGAAUUCCAUGCGAAAAUUGUACACCAAUAGUUUCCUUCAUUUAAAUAAUGCUGUGUCCAUUAACCUUGGGAACAAUGCAUUGCAGGACAUUCAAACUGGCGCUUUUAAUGGUCUUAAGAUUUUAAAGAGACUGUAUCUUCAUGAGAACAAACUAGAUGUCUUCAGAAACGACACCUUCCUUGGCUUAGAAAGUCUGGAAUACCUACAGGCAGAUUACAAUGUCAUUAAACGUAUAGAGAGUGGGGCAUUUCGGAACCUAAGUAAACUGAGGGUUCUAAUCUUAAAUGAUAAUCUCAUUCCUGUUCUUCCAACCAAUUUAUUUAAGGCUGUCUCCUUAACCCAUCUGGAUUUACGUGGAAACAGGUUAAAGGUCCUCUUCUACCGCGGAAUGCUAGACCACAUUGGCAGGAGCCUGAUGGAGCUCCAACUAGAAGAGAACCCUUGGAACUGCACCUGUGAGAUUGUUCAGCUGAAGAGUUGGCUGGAGCGGAUCCCGUACACCGCCCUGGUGGGGGACAUCACCUGUGAGACGCCUUUCCAUUUUCACGGGAAGGAUCUCCGAGAAAUCAAGAAGACAGAGCUCUGUCCAUUGUUGUCUGACUCUGAGGUGGAGGCCAGUCUAGGGAUUCCCCAUUUGUCAUCAAGCAAAGAGAACGCCUGGCCAACGAAACCUUCCUCAAUGUUGUCCUCUGUUCAUUUUACAGCUUCUUCUGUUGAAUAUAAGUCCUCCAACAAGCAGCCAAAACCCACCAAGCAGCCCCGAACACCCAGACCACCAUCUACAUCCCAGGCUUUAUACCCUGGUCCAAAUCAACCUCCCAUUGCCCCCUAUCAGACCAGACCACCUAUUCCCAUUAUCUGUCCAACUGGGUGUACCUGUAAUUUGCAUAUCAAUGACCUUGGCUUGACUGUCAACUGUAAAGAACGAGGAUUUAACAACAUUUCAGAGCUCCUUCCAAGGCCCUUGAAUGCUAAGAAGCUCUACCUGAGCAGCAAUCUGAUUCAAAAGAUAUACCGCUCUGAUUUUUGGAAUUUUUCUUCUUUGGAUCUCUUGCACCUGGGGAACAACCGUAUUUCCUAUGUCCAGGAUGGGGCUUUCAUCAACCUGCCCAACCUGAAGAGUCUCUUUCUCAAUGGCAACGACAUAGAGAAGCUGACACCAGGUAUGUUCCGAGGUCUACAGAGCUUGCAUUACUUGUACUUCGAAUUCAACGUCAUCCGGGAAAUCCAACCUGCAGCCUUCAGCCUCAUGCCCAACUUGAAGCUGCUAUUUCUCAACAAUAACUUGCUGAGGACCCUGCCAACCGAUGCCUUUGCAGGUACAUCCCUAGCUCGGCUCAACUUGAGGAAGAACUACUUCCUCUAUCUGCCAGUAGCUGGCGUCCUUGAACACUUGAAUGCCAUUGUGCAGAUAGAUCUCAAUGAGAAUCCUUGGGACUGCACUUGUGAUCUGGUCCCCUUUAAACAGUGGAUCGAAACCAUCAGCUCAGUCAGUGUGGUAGGUGAUGUACUCUGUAGGACCCCCGAGAACCUCACCCACCGUGACGUGCGUACUAUUGAACUGGAAGUUUUAUGCCCAGAGAUGCUGCAUAUUGCACCGCCUGGACCAUCCCCACCACAGCCUGGAGACUACCACACGAAUGGAGCACCAACAAGUUCAUCACCGUAUGAGUUCUCUCCUCCCGGGGGCCCUGUACCACUUUCUGUGUUGAUUCUCAGCCUCCUGGUUCUGUUUUUCUCAGCGGUCUUUGUUGCUGCAGGCCUCUUUGCCUAUGUCCUCCGUCGCCGUAGGAAGAAGCUGCCCUUUAGAAGCAAGCGGCAGGAAGGUGUGGACCUUACAGGAAUCCAGAUGCAAUGUCACCGACUGUUCGAGGACACUGGGGGCAGUGGUGGUGGGAAUGGAGGUGGAGGUCGACCAACUCUGUCCUCUCCAGAGAAAGCCCCUCCGGUGGGUCACGUGUAUGAGUACAUCCCCCACCCAGUUACCCAGAUGUGCAACAACCCCAUCUACAAGCCUCGAGAGGAGGAAGAAGUGGCUGCCUCAGCAACCCAGGAAACAGGAGCUGCAGAACGUGGAUGUCCUGGGACGACGCAGCCUCCAGGAAUGGGUGAGGUGCUCUUAGGAAGUGAGCAGUUUGCGGAAACACCCAAGGAGAAUCACAACAACUACCGGACCUUGCUGGAAAAGGAGAAGGAGUGGGCCCUGGCGGUUUCCAACUCCCAACUCAACACCAUAGUGACGGUGAACCAUCACCACCCUCAUCCUCACCACUCGGCAGUCGGUGGGGUCUCAGGGGUAGGUGGAGGGACUGGGGGAGACUUGGCUGGGUUCCGCCACCACGAGAAGAAUGGUGGGGUGGUGCUGUUUCCCCCUGGGGGAGGUUGCGUGGGCGGCAGUCUGUUACUAGACCGUGAGAGGCCACAGCCUGCUCCGUGCACAGUGGGAUUUGUGGACUGUCUCUAUGGCACAGUGCCCAAAUUAAAGGAACUCCAUGUCCACCCCCCUGGCAUGCAAUAUCCAGACUUACAACAGGAUGCCAGGCUCAAAGAAACCCUUCUCUUCUCAGCUGGAAAGGGCUUCACAGACCACCAAACCCCCAAAAGUGAUUACCUCGACUUAAGGGCCAAACUUCAAACUAAGCCGGAUUACCUCGAAGUUCUGGAGAAGACAGCAUACAGAUUCUAACAGAGAGAAGAGAAUAAAAGGGUGGCUUCGUCUUGGUUUUCAAGAGAAAAGGAAAAUAAAAAGAAAUAUAUCCCCGGCUCCCAUUAUCUUUGUCCCGGUAACUCCACCUCACAGUUCCCGCCUGCCCAGGACAGAACUGAAACGCAUGAUAACUAGAGAAUACAGAAGUGGGCUCUCCCCUCUCAGAUGUGAUUUUGAGGAAGGGCCAUACUCAGAUCAUUAAUCAAUGAAGUGCCUUCGCAGACUUUUGCCAGCAAAUGUUAUCAUUAUUUUUUAUACUGAAACUCGAGACUUGGACUGUGCCAUGUGUGAGGUAUAUCGGGGAUCGUUGUAUUGAUCCUAAUUGAGUAAAAUUCAAUGUGUCCUUUUAUUUUCAGUAACUUUUCUUCCCUUUAGUUGCAGUUUUUGUUUGAAAGGGAGGGGGGAGGCUGACAUUUAUGGCUUUCUCUCCUUUUUCCCAUCGUGGCACAGAUUCUGUACAUGUAUUAACAAUGCAGUUUGCCGCAUGCUUCAAAACUGCAGGCUGGGGAGGGAGGGGCGGGUCUUGCUCGAAUGUUCUCACACUGUCGUCUCUCACACACUUACUCAUAUGCACACAGAAAACCUUUACAUACACUUAGGUCCGUCAGUUUGCACUGGGUGCAGCACGUGCGCAGACACACACACACACACACACACACACACACACACACACACACCUCCCAUACGACUUGAUCUGCUUAGUUCGGGUUUGAUCCAUCUUUUCCUCUCCAUAGGUCCACAUGCCCUUCCUUCCUAGUGUACAGUUCACAGCACCUCUCCUACCACCCUGGGAAGAGUCACAUUCGAGGCUGGAUCCUACUGAAGUCAAGGCUUGUUGGUUUAACAGCUGGAGACACACCUAGGGAUGAGCACCCUCCUUGUGACAUUUCAUCCUGAUGCCAAGAUUUUUUGAGAACAUCUGCACUUUCUUAUAUAUAUAUAUGAUAUUAAAAAAAUAAAAAAGCAACUGGGUAUAUAUCACUAACAGCUUUGUAGGAAGCACUUUUAAUGUUUUCUCUCUCACACACAAAGAUUCAAAAGAAAUGUGCAUAUAUUUAUUCUGUAAUUUCAGUGAAUAUAAAUUGUAAAGGUAAUGUUUAAUCAUUGUAUAGUGAUUAUGCGUCUGGUAUAGCUUUCCUAAUAAAAAGUUUUUGAAAAACAUAAUACAUUAUAUAUAGAAAAUACAAAGCUUGAAUUUAAGCUUCAGCUAUGCCAUGCCUUUCAUACUCCCAUUUAAAAAAUAUUUAUUUUACUUGCUAUACAGAAAGCUAAUUGAUUAACAAGUUUGAUGCACUGUGAUAUUGACCAAUCUUAUUAUAGAUUAUUCAUAUCCCAUAUCAGGAUUAAAUUGGAGCUUGGAUAUGCUAAUCUAUAGUUCAUUUUUUCCUGGGUUAUAAACAUUUCAAAUUCGGUUUCCCAGUGAGGCACUGCUCCAUAGGUGGGGUGUGACUGGGAGGAAAGAAAGGGGCUGAAGUGAGGAGAUGCAGGGUUAUUUUGGGUAAGAGCACUCAGCGUCCUUGUGUUUCAAGGCAGGAGACGGCACGAAGGAACAGAGAAACGAAAGAGCUCUCCUUUAAAUAACAACGAACCCUAAAAUUAGAUUCAUCAGCAGCUUAGGUAGUACCACACUCUCCACGCACAGGCACGGUCCCAGAAAAGCCGAGGAUAAACGGAACUGUGGAAUAUCUGUUCUUCUGCGAAAGUUGUCGUUUUUAUGUUUAGACACUGCUUUCCCAAUCUCUCCACAGCAAAUGAACCCAGAAAUGCUUGAACUAAGACGUAUGAUACUAAUUAAGUUUUCCUUUUCUGUAUGGAAUUAAAAAAUGUUUCAAAGUUAACUUGAAGAUACUUUUAACUUAUGAUCCAUUUAUACAUGAACAAAACCAAAGAAAACUGAAAUUUAGGACGCAAGACAGGAGUAGAAAGGCACUUACCCAGGCUGGCCAGUAGAGGGCAGCAGAGCUCCAGCGAUAUCCAGACGCACCCACUACCGAGUUGUAAAGAGAAGCUACAGUUCCUUCAAGCUGCCCUUAGAAAUGAUCACUACAUGCUGAAUGUAAUUCACUACGAGUCGCGGAGGCCUUACAUCACACCAUUUUCCCAUACACAAAAAAGGAUAAAACCACAAGUUUCUAAAGCUUUGUGGUAUAAAUAUUAAGACAUUGUAUUAAAUAAUGGGGAAAAGUGAAUGUCUAGAACAUGUUUAUAUAAUCAAUGAAACUACAUGUAGAUGUGCAUACAGAUAAAAUACACAAGUACAUAAAUAUUUUAAAAAACACACUUUUCAGGGCUUCUUUGCAUUUGAUAUAAUGGCAUCUGUAACUUCUGUUCUCAGCUGUUCAGUCUAUUUGGGAGUUCUUUCAGAAAGUCCAUAAAAAACUAAUUAUUUUCUCUUUAUGUAAAAUAUCGAAAUGAAGCUUUCCUUCCUCAGGAGCGUUGAACCCCUUAUAAAAGAGAUGGCAUGGUUUCAAACUCUCAUACAGGCUACCUUCUCUGGAUAUCUCACCUCCCACAGUCUUUCUGAUCAUCUUUCCCUAUUUACAGUGCUCGCUGUUUUUUGUUUGUUUUUCUUUUUUUAGAAUAAAAUGACAAUACUGUUCCUACAGGCUUCACAAUAGGUUUUGGGGGAAUAUCUACAGUGACUAUUAGCACUGUUGUAAACUACAGUUACUAUUAACCUUCUGGUUCUUCCUAAUCAAUCAUUUGUGGAGCGAAACUGAGAGCAAAAAUCCCUAGAUCCUACAAAUACUAAUAACAUCUUCCUAGAAUACCAUGCAAUCAUGCAGCAUAGUCUAUUAAAUACAUCAGGUUCAAUGUUAUCCCUAAGGACCCUGGUGCUUUUGACAUUUGGAAAGCAAGUCUCCGUAAACCUUAUCAAAUGAAACUAUAACUUGAUAAAUGUAAUAUUUGUAUUUUAUUUAUUAAAUAUUUAAAUAGGACUGUCUUAUCUUAAAUUUCAACCUUGAAUGAAGACAAAAAUUUGUUAUAUAGUGAAAACAAAUUUAUGUAAGAAUGAAAUUUUAUAUUUAAGAGGACAAUAAUUUGCUUUCAUGGGAGUUUUCUGUGCCCUCACUCAGCCACUUAUUUUAAUCUUUGCAUUAAAACUAAGUUAAUGAUAAAAUUAAAACUAUGUUAAACUAAUUUAGUUUGCAACAAUAGACAUUAUUUCCAUUAAAUUCCCUGGAUAUUAGUAUGAGGAUGGAUAAGCAACUGUUUUGCAUUUCUUAUUGGAGCAAAUUUCUUAUUUUUCUUUUGCUAAAUAGAUGGCGAAUUCCCUUCAGAGCAAGGUUCUACUACAGAGAUCAACCAGGAUCUGACAGAUUUUUUGCUUUUAUUCAUUACUAUUUUCUCAGUAAAUACAGUCACAGUGUUUGGAAAUUGCAAAUGCAUUGUGAUGUCUUUUCAACUCUGACAUGAUUUGGGCUCAAUGGUAGCAGAUGAGCAGUUAAAUUCAGAAUAGUUUCCAAAUGUUAUAUAUCAGUAUGCAGUAUUAUUUAUGUAGAUGUUUUAUAUUUUGACUAGAAAGAUAUUAUUUCAUCAAAUUGCAAAAUUAUUUAAAAAUAGGGUGAUGAAUAUGAUAUUUUAAAUAAAAGUUCAGAAAGAAAUUAACAAAGAAAGUUUAAUGACUGAUUUGGAAACUUCCUUUUUUUUUUUAACUUGGAAAGUUUAGCUGGAAAGCCUUAUCAUCUCAUGAGAACUUGAGUCUAGGGUUCUGAAAGUCCCAAUGCUGAUGCAGGAGGAUGCUCCUCAGCAAUCCUAAUACAGAAUUAGCCCCAUUCAGUGUACAGCCAGUAUUUGCACGGAUCUAUCCUUUGCCAAUUUCAUUGUCCACGUGAAUAAUGUGAACAAGUUUCCUACUUCUCUGAAAUGACCUUGAUGGAGGAAAAGCCCACGAAAUCCCCCACAGAAUGAGGCAUGCAUGACCCUGACAAUCAAGGACAACGCGGGGAAAUGAUGACAUAAGGGACUUUACAACUCAAGUGAUUGAACACAUGCGUUUGUAACUGACUCAGCUCAAAUCCCUCAACUAUGAAACUUCAGGUGAACAGCAUAGACCUUUAACUAAAUUCAUUGCAUACAUGUUCUUUCUAAUGUAUUUACAGGUCUUUAAGAGUAAUCAGAGCAAUAACACAUGUAAAUUUGGCAAUUGCGCACAGAUACAUAGCACUAUUAUACAUGUAUGCACAUUGUAUACACAUGUAUAUAGCUUAUAUAUGCAGAAUUAUAUGUAAAUCAUGCAUUUUCCUACAUAUGUAAUGACUUCAGCUUUCUGCACUUAUUUUGUGGCUUUCCUCUAGACACCAUCCAGAUAAAACUGAAUGAAAUGAUAAGUUUUUACUUUGGGUAUCUUCACAUGUAAAAAGUAAAACUGUAAUCAAGAUUUUUUAAUUUAAAAAAUUUUUUAACCUACCAUUUUGUUCCAGUUCAUUUUUUUGAACCACAAAGAAGAAAAAUCUCAGUUAAAAUGGUUGUUUUAACUAAAAAUUCACAGCAAGGGAACUUAUUUCUUAUCUGAAUGCAACAUUAGUCAAGUAAAAACACAUGCUGUUCCUUCCACUUGCCUGCCUAGACUUAAUUUUGCAGGUGCAAACAAUUCUAGCCACUCCUUUAACUGGACUAGCUCUUUGUAAAGUAUCUAAAGACAAAGCAAGCCUGAACGGGCGAAGUUAGAAAGCAAGAGGAUGGAAAGGCCGUUUAUAACAUCCGUAUAGCUUACUAUUUAGGACAUCAGUUACUCUUACUAUUCCUAAAGUGUUUAAUAACACAUGCAAACAAAGGCAGGGGCAGGCAGUUUCAUGAUGCUCUUCCGUCUGCAUAGGAGUUUUUACAUCAGAAACGGGUGUGAAUAAAAGCUGUCCCAGCGCCAAGGUGAAUACCUCAGCCCAUUUGUCAUGGCUGAUAACUGUGGCUUCGGAGAAUAACAUGCAUAUUUUUGAGAAAUCAUAUUUCCUUUCCAUCACACAUAGCUAUUCAAGCAGCUUUAAAGUUUUAAUAGAAAAUAAUGCAUAUAAUAGACUUCAUAGAUAUAUGGCCACAGUAUAAUAAUUUAUGAUUUGAUUCAACUCUUAUCUUUAAACACUAUUAAACAAUAAACAUUGCUGAAAGAAGGUUUCUCUCACCGCCACUUGGUUAUACAAAGGGCCAACCGGCUUAAAUUGACUUUUUAAAUAUAACUUGCUCAGUUAUUUUCUGAGAAUCACUUAAUUGGGUUUGCAAUGUACACUGUGUCAAAACAAAGUAAGUUUCAUCAGAAAGGAUGUGCUGGUGACUACAUUCAAUCUUUAUCGCUUUGUUUCAAUUCAUUUGUAAUGUUUUCUAAUUUUGUUUGUAGAUUUGACUCUUUGGUUUCUUUAGUAAUACCUUACUUAAAUGCCUAAGCUCUUUUCUAAACUCACUAGAUAGUCCAGGGAGAACUUAAUCUUACAACAAUUCUCCUGCCUCAGCCUCUGGAGUGCUGGGACUAGAGGUGUGAGCAAUCACAAAAGUCAGUUCCUUAAGUGUGGUAAAUUAAGCCAUGUUUUUGCUUUUGUACAUACACUUGUAUGAAAAAAAACAACCCAGCAUGAUGGCUGUAAAUAGCUUAAAUACCAGAAUUAAACUUCCCCUACUAAAGGUUGACAAACCUAGCUUCUAAAAUACAUUUGGACAGAAGGGAAGAGAGCUCUUUCUCCAGCCUUUCCCUUCCAAUAUUCCUGAUUGCUCUGCGCCGUAGUCAGGUUCUGAGUCAGUGCUCAGGUGUCCUGGCACCAAAGACCUGUUCAGUGAGCUCAGGGAGAGCUGAGGUGAAAUCGGGGGUUGAUGAGAGUCCUCAGCUCAAUGGCUGAGCAUCUGGGUCGUUUAUCUUGUUUCUGAACUAAGACCAUAAUUCAGCUCGUUCUCCUUAUGGAGAAGCCAUUUACAUUUGGUGAGAAAAGUCGAAACCUGUAAUGUAGGGAAAUGAUCAGCGGGAAAAGAGAAUCAGCACACACUUGAAACACAGCGUCAAGUGAUGAAGUCUCGGACCUUGUUUUCCAUCCUCCAAAACACCCAUCACCUUUGUCACAGCAUCCAAACUAUUGGCUUAACUAAACUACUAAUGGUAUCAUUACAUUUAAACCUAAUCAUUUCUUUUUAUGACAUUUCUUUGCCUACUUCUCACUAUUGAAAGUGAUGUGGAAUUCUCUCUCUUUAAAAAAAAAUUCUGAUGAAAUGAU